AUCCCCCUUUCUCUCUCUCUCUCUCCUCUUCUUCUCCCUUUAGUCAAUCAUUCAAAAACUCAAAAGUCAUCCCCAACCCAACCCAGAUGUUCUUUCCUUCCUCAAGAUUUUAAUUCCCUCAACACAUCACAUGGCUUCUCCCGGAGGAUCUUACUGGUGUUACAGCUGCAGCCGCUUCGUCUGGGUCUCCGACUCCAUCUCCUGCCCUGACUGCGACGGUGGCUUCCUCGAACACAUCCAACAAACCCUAGAUUUCACCCCUUCCCGUCACCACCACCGUAGCCCCACCCGCUUCCCUCCCCCUUCCUCCUCCUCCUCCGCCAUGCACACGGCCGAGAACAGCCCCACUCCCCCUCCUCCUCCCCCCACCGUUACCCGAACCCGAAGCAAUUCAAGCAACCGAUCUCCCAACCCGGUCAUCGUCCUCCGCGGAGGAUCCAACAACCCGGAAGGCUUAGACAGAUCCGCCUUCCAGAUGUACUACGACGACGGCACGGACUCUGGCCUCAGGCCGUUACCUCCGAGCAUGACGGAGUUUCUGUUAGGCUCCGGGUUCGAUCGGUUGUUAGAUCAGAUCUCUCAGAUCGAACUAACAACCACCAACAAUAACAGUAACUCAUAUGAUAACCCGCCAGCUUCUAAAUCCGCCAUAGAAGCUUUACCAGUGAUCGAGAUCGAUCCGUCUCAUCUCGACUCGGAUUCUCAAUCUCACUGCGCUGUUUGUAAAGAGAAUUUUAUAUUGAAAUCCGCCGCGCGGGAGAUGCCUUGUAACCAUAUCUACCAUCCCGAUUGUAUCCUCCCCUGGCUCGCGAUUCGAAACUCGUGUCCCGUGUGUCGCCACGAGCUUCCGGUGGAGGAUGGUGGUGGAGAGACGGCCGUGGUGGCAAAUGAAGAGGAGGAGGAUUCGGCCGCGGGGCUGACGAUUUGGAGGUUGCCGGGGGGAGGAUUCGCGGUGGGGAGGAUUCCGGGAGGGUGGAGAGGAGGAGAUAGAGUGAUGCCGGUGGUGUACACGGAGGUUGAUGGCGGGAGACUCGGAGGAGGAGACGAGAGGCUUCCGAGGAGAGUGGUGUGGGGUUCAAGAAGAGGAGGGAGAGAAGGUGGAGGUGGUGGUGGUGGUAGAGAGAGAUCCGGCGGGUUUGCGGGUCGGAUUAUGAGAUUAUUCGGAUGUUUCAGUGGGUCAUCUGGAUCCGUACCUGCUUCAGGGUCCGGGUCCGGGUCUGGAUCAAGAUCAUUCCGGAGGAGCAGCUCGUCGUUUUCUAUGUUCAGGACUGCUUCUUCAAGGAGACGACAUUAGCUAUUAGCUUAAUUUAUCUUAAGGUAAGAACACAAAACAUGAAGAAACUAAACUCUCCUAUUUAAAUUUUUUUACAUUUGUAAGAUUUUUUUUUUUUGUGUUCUUCAGUGUAAUAAUGAUUAUAUUCUAUGCGAGUAAAAUUGAUACAUAAGCUUUAGGGUUUCGUGAGA
Eruca vesicaria subsp. sativa (arugula) is the source of this 1464-nucleotide messenger RNA. The record is from the annotation of a GenBank genome assembly. NCBI's taxonomy places the organism in Eukaryota, Viridiplantae, Streptophyta, Magnoliopsida, Brassicales, Brassicaceae.